CUGAUCUGUGAUUUCCAGGUUUUAGUGCAUUCUUCCAUGAAUACUGUGAAUUUUGUGUGUUAAGUGUUGUUACAAUGCUAGUGCGUGAUAUACAAUGCUUUUAGUUUUAAUGUAUUAAAGCUAUAAGUGUAUAAUGAUUGAAAUUCGCUGUGUUGUUGCAUUUGAUGUGCUAGUUCAUUGAAGGUAUCUGGCGAGGAUUUUACACCUUUGGGUUUUCGGAUUAAAAAUACGCACAAUUCGUCGCCGCCAUGUUCAACUUCAUGAAGAAAUCGAGUGUCCUAGCGCACGACUCCGGCGGCUGCGAAGAGCGCGACGGGGACAAGGACAGGAGAAAGAAGGAGAAAAAAGAACGGAAAGAGAGGGAGAAAAGAGAGCGCAUAGCGGCUGGACUCGAAGAGCCGCUACGGUUGGAAGAGGUUCGACGGUCUCUAAAAUUACGUGGCCGACGUAAAGAAAAGGAAAAACUACCUUCCGGCAUCACAGCCGACUAUACCGCGUCUCUGUUCGCCCAUCUCGAGCAAGAUUCAAAUUAUUCCACCUAUCCGAUCAUUUCGACUUCGGGAUCCAAUUCCAAUCUCAGCGAUGAAAACAACCACCUCUCUCCCGGAUACCCGACACCGCUAAAUAAUUGGAACAAAAAGGAAGGAGUAUUGCAGUCCGACAGUUCGGAGACGUCACUAAAUUCCUUGAAUAAUCCGAAUAAUACUAACAGCAGCCCCCGACAGGCGCAAAAUCUACCUCCGAUACCACCGCGACCACCGAAACGAGGAAUCCUCAAAGGACCGCGUUUAAGCAAUACUAGUUCUAAUUCUCAAGAAAGCAGCGUUCAUAAUACCGACACAGUAGACUACAUGAACGGUCAGGACACUAAUGUUGUGGCACGAAAUACGCAACAAAACGAAGUCAUCUCUUACGGAAUUCCGCCAUCGAAGAGCACCUCGUCCAGUGAUGAUAUGCAACAAAUACAAAACUUUACCAAAAAAGUAAUUCAUAGUCCCAUAGAAAAUCAAUAUAAAAACUAUAAAAAUAAUGCUAACAAUCCAUCAAUUACAACCCAGGAUGUUGAUGAAACACCAAAGACGAACGGCAACAAUUACCUAGGAGUUACUUCAACGUCUCCGAGCGCUGAUUCCUUAACUGAUACAACAACAAAUUCAUCAUUUGCCACACCACCGUUUUCCACCUCACCUGUAGGGGAAUCGCAAGGCUUCCACAGAUGGUCCCGAACGAGUACGUUCGAUGAUGUGUACCUACCGUUACCUCCAUUAAAACCUUUACAACUACCGAAGCCAAGAACGCUGAUUAUCCAAAGACAGAAAGCACCUCGUAAUGAUUUCGGGUUUAGCCUUCGCCGGGCGAUGGUUCAAGAAAGAGUGUUUAUUGGUGAUCUUAAAGAAUUGACGGGUCACGAAGAGAAUGGAUUGGCUAACGGGGACAGUAAAUGUAAUGGUAACGUAAUGAUAGUGUCAAAGUUGACGCAUAAAGCUGUGAUCCUCGCUGAGCCUGGUUCCUAUCCUGGGGCGAGUGAGACUGGACUUCUGCCCGGUGAUAGACUAAUCGAAGUAAACAGUGUUAACGUGGAAGGAAAGAGCAGGGAAGAAGUGAUUGACCUUAUCAAAGGGAGCCAGGACUCUGUUACCAUAAAGGUACAACCGAUAGCUGAGUUGUGCGAGUUGUCACGUCGCCGGGCGGCUGACGGUGUCGAUGUGGACCUUUCUGAUAGCAACGUAAGGGGUGGUACCCUCAGUCGAUCUGGCAGUCGCAGGUUCAAUACCACACAGGCAAAGUCGGAAGAGCAAUUAGCGUGCGAGAAGGAAUGGCUGGCAGCGGGACAUAUGUGGCUGGCACACCGCGGCGGCUUCACAGCCGUGGUCAGAGAGGGCGAUGGCGACACAGGCCGAGCCAAGGUCCGCGUGCUCCACACUGGAGAGACACUCAUGGUUGAUGAAGAUGAUCUAGAAAAGGCGAACCCACCUCAGUUGGAGCGUUGCGAAGACAUAGCUUCGCUUCGUUGCCUGAACGAAUGCGGCGCGUUGCACGUGCUGCGCUCGCGAUACGCAGCAGGAUUGCCGCACGCACGCGCCGGUCAUGCACUCCUGGUACUCGGGCCGCCGAGGCGGACCGCGCCUAUAUACACGGAAAAGGUCGCAGCCAUGUUCCGCGGCUGCCGUGCAGAUGAUAUGCCUCCUCAUGUGUUCGCUGCCGCCCAGUCAGCGCACCGAUGUAUGCUGGCCUCAAGAAGAGACCGUGCUAUCGUAUUUUUGGGAAGGUCUGGUUCGGGUAAAACUUCAGCCAUGCGUCACUGUGUUUGGUACUUGGCAAGUGCAUACCCCGCACAAGGCUCGAAGCUUACGCCCGAUCGCUUGAAUGCGGCUUUUGAUGUUCUUCACGCAUUCGGAUCAAGUCGAACAAGUUCAAAUCCUCACGCGUCUCGCUUCGUUUCGUUGACGUCAUUGGACUUUGAUGGCGGCGGCGCGCUUGUGUCCGCGUCAGUGCAGACCCUGCUGCCUGAUUUUAGACCUGGACAGUCGCCUUUAAGGGCUUUACACACAUUAUUCCACGGCAGCGACGGUCGUCUUCGUCGCGAGUUGUUGCUCGACCAAGCGCCAGUGAACGCUCCCAAUCCAUUCCUCACGAGCACAGACAAGGCAGAAGCACCUGCAGAGUUCUCAGCACUGAAGGAAGCAUUGCACGCGCUCUCUGUUACUGAGCCCGAACAGACUGUGGUGUGGAAGAUACUCGCUGCUAUAUGCCAUUUAGGAUGGUGUGGCGUUACAAAAGCGAAUGCAGGUUCCGGUUUGAAAUACCAGUUCGGCAGCAGCGGGUGCGCGAGCCGUGCGGCGCGCCUGCUGGGCGUGGGCGUGGACGAGCUGUCGCGAGCUGUGUUCGCUCCCCCCGCACCCACCUCGCCCCAGACCGCCACUGCGCUUAGAACGCCUUCACCAUCAAGCGACAGAGAGGUCCCCGGGUCAGAAGCAUUGGAUGCUUUCGUCACUGGAUUGUACAAUGAGACGUUCAACAUCGUCGCUGCUCUUGUCAACAGGAGUCUGUCGACAUCUGCGAGGACAUCAGCGUCCAUCUUGCUGCUGGACACGCCCGGCGCCGACAACCCGAUGUGUGCUGGACAACAGAACGGAGCUCCUCUCUCCAAACUGCUCUCUAAUUAUUUACAGGAACGCUUACAAGCGGUGUUCCACGACGCCAUGCUUGUCGCGCCAAGAGAGAGAUACGCGCAGGAGGGCAUCACCCUCGACGAUGGCACUGAAGAAGAUUGGCUAUCGGAGACAGUAAAUCCCGGACCAAUGGUAGAAUUACUGGACAAAUCGCCGCAGAAUUCUAUAGUGCGCAGUUCACAAGCCGAUCUCAGAGAUUGCGAUCGACGGGGAUUGUUAUGGCUUUUAGAUGAGGAAUCGAUGUACCCCGGCUCGUCAGAUGACUCGUUCCUGGAGCGCGCGCUGACGCACUACGGACCUCCUCAUCACACGCACUAUCUUAUUAAGAAAGCCCCUCAUGCUAGACAGUUUCUGUUACAACAUUUACAGGGUACUAAUCCCGUGUUAUACGACGUGACCGGAUGGGUGAAGGCGAGCCGAGAGAAUCCAGUCACGAAGAAAGCGCAUACACUCCUGCAGGAAAGUCAAAACGAGGACAUAGGUCGGCUAUCGUCGUGGUCGCGCGGCGCGUGCGGCGUGGGGGCGUGGUCUGCCGCGGUGGGAGACGCCUCCACUCUACGUCGCGCCUCCUCUAUACGACGCACGCUUACUUCUGGUACAGCGGGUAUGAAGCGUCGCUCGACAGCACUACAAGCAAAGUUUGUAGCCGAUGGUGUGGUGGACACGUUACGUCGCUGCGGCGCGGGCGGAGUGCAGUUCGUCUGCUGUCUGCUCACCAACCAGCCUACUGAUGCCAACGAUGAUGUUAAUGUGCCGCUACUACGCUCACAGUUCCGUGGCUUUCAACUGCUCGACGCGGCCAGACUCUACAAACAAGGAUUCCCUGAACAUAUGCCUCUAUCAGAAUUCGCAAGGCGAUAUCGUCUCCUGGCCACAUCGGAGAGUGAAACCCAAGAGAACGGUCAGCAGACCGCGGCGUUGUCAGACAGGCAGAUCGUCGACGACAUGCUGCUCGCGCUGGACCUCGACGUCACCAGCUACCGCCUCGGAUUGACACAGAUUAUGUUCCGCGGCGGCGUGGUGGGCGGUUUGGACGCGCGCCGCGACGCCGCGCUCGCUCGAGUGCUUGUACGCUUGCAAGCGCGUGCCCGCGGACUGCUGGCACGCCGCCGGGCGCAGCGGCUACGGACACAGCACACCGCAGCACGAUGCGUGCAGCGCAACGUGCGCGCGUUCCUGGCGGUGCGCGACUGGCCGUGGUGGCGGCUGCUGGUGCGAGUCACACCACUCCUCGCCGUGCAUAGGACGGAGCACAGGCUCAAGCAAGCGCAGGAAGAGCUGGAAACUUUACGUGCAAAGUUGGACAAAGUCGAAGGCGAGCGUACACACUAUAAGGGCGAAACUGAAAAACUGGAAAAUAAGCUAUCAGAGGUGGGCGGUGAGUUAGCGGAGGAGCGUGCGGCCGCCGCGUUGGCCAGCGAGCGCGCUGACGCCGAGGCUGCAGAACGGUUAAGAGUUGAAAGGGACAAUAGAGAUCUGGUCGCCAACAACCAACGGCUACAGCAGGCGUCAGAACGUCUAGAACUAGAAUUACUCCACUGGCGUUCCGCUGAGAACGGAGUCGAGCCAUCGGAUUCCGAAGGUUCUGAAGCUGAAAGUGGCAUCGGCAGUGAGAAGUACAAACGGCGCUACGAGCAAGCGCACAGAGAGUUGCAACUGCUGCGCGCGCAGCUACGCCGACAACACGAAGAUGACCUGGAACAGCUGGUUACGGUCAAGAAGCAGCUGGAAAAGAAGGUGCAAGACGCGUACGAGGAGGUGGAAGAGCAGCGCGCGGUGGCUGCCGGCUGGAAGCGCAAGCUACAGAAACUCACAAACGACAUGGCGGACCUCAGAUCAUUGUUAGAUGAACAGACGUGCCGCAACAACCUGCUGGAGAAGCGUCAGCGCAAGUUCGACGCGGAGCUGCAGGCCGCCAACGAGGAGCUGAAGCGCGAGCGCGCCACACGCGAGAGACACGCGCGCGACCGCGACCAAGCGCUCGCCGACAAGUACGCGCUCGAGCAGACCCUCUCCGAAGCUCGUUUGGAGCUGGAGCUGAAAGAGGAGCGACUGAGCGCGGCGACACGCGAGCUGGAGGAGCGCGGGGGCGGCGGGGACGAGCUGGCCUCGCUGCGCCGAGCACGCGCUGACCUCGAGCGCAGGGUGCGCGACCAGGAGGAGGAACUCGACGACCUCGCCGGUCAGAUACAGCUUCUGGAGAGCUCUAAGUUGAGGCUAGAAAUGUUGCUGGAGCAGCAGCGCAAGGAAGCACGGUUGGAGGCGGCCGCGCGUGAUGACGAGAUGGAGGAGACCAGAGCUAAUGCCGCCAAGAAACUUAAGAUGCUGGAAAGUCAGCUGGAAAGCGAGCACUCUGAGCGUAGUUUGUUGCUGAGAGAGCGACACGAGCUGGAGCGUCGCCUCGCCGCGCUGGAGGAGACCGCGCGCGCUGAGACACACGAGCAGGCCCAGCUAGUGCUACGACUCAAGAGAGAUUUAAAGAGAUACAGGGCACUAUUACGCGAUGCUCAAACGAUGCUCGAACAAAAAGAAAAAGAAGGAGGAGCUAAGGCACAGAUACGACAACUCAAGAACCAGGUGGAAGAUUUGGAGCUAGCUCUCCGUGCGGCGAACAAGGCGCGCUCCACAGCGGAGGCGGAGGCUGCGGAGGCGAGCGCGGCGCUGGAGGAGGCGUCACGUGCGCGCGCUGAGGCCGCAGAGCGCGCGCUCACCGCCUCGCGAGAUGCCGCCACUGCACGUGCAGCACUCGAUGACGCUGAGGAGGAGGCAGCAGAGCUGUUGAAGAAGUACCGCAGCAGCACGAGCGCGCUGUGCGCGGCGCAGGCGGAGGCGCGGGAGGCAGUAAGUCGCGCGGAAGCAGCGGCAGAGGAGGCGCGCCAGGCCAAGGAGCGCCUCGCGGAGGUGACGCAGCGCCUCGCACACGCUGAAGCCGGACACACGCACGGACACAGCGAGGCCGAGCGACGACUCGAGAUGAGGAACAAAGAGUUGGAAUCUAGCUUAGAGAUGGAGGCGACGUCACGAGCGCGCGUUGAGGGACAACUGGCGAGACUACGGGACGCGCACGACGCGCUCGCCGCGGAGCUGGGCGCAGCGCGCGCACGCGACAUGCAUGCCGCUGACGAACUGCGCAAGUUGCAGCGAUCCAUUAGGGAACUAAAAGAAGAGAACGCUUCGCUGACGUCGCGCCUCGGUGAGGCAACAAGGGCACGAGCGACGGCGGAAGCGGCGGCGAGUGCAGCGGCCAGUGAGGCGGCGGCGGCGCGCGAGGAGGCGCGGCUUGCAGCGCGUCGAGCGCACGCGCUGCAGGAGGCCAUCGCCGGAGACCUCUCCAGCAACAACGACCGCGACUCCGACACUGAAAACGACAGCUACAGCUCUGACGAGUCAAUAGGCACGUUCCUGGCGAAUCACAAGCUCAGCCCAUCCGCGCCAUCGCGGAACAGCGUUCAUCUAGACUCACAAAAAUCUCAAACGCCGGAGGGUCGUCAUAGCCGCAGCAGCGCGGGCUCGCUGGGAUCCAAGCCGCAGAGUCCUGCCAAAGAGUCGUACGCAUAACCCGCGCCCGCCGCCGCCGGCCUGCUCACGAGCGCGCUGCCCAUGCUGUGCGCCGUGUUCUGCUCGCGGCAGCGCGACCCCCUCGCGCUACAGUAGACACUCGCGACUACACGACACCUGUCUUUUGAUACAUUAAACAUACAGAAAGCACACCUUACAUCGUACAUAAAAAAAUGUCGCAAUCAGCUGAUGAAAACGUCAAAGAUAAAAAAUAAUCUUCGUCGUAAAAUGUCAAAAAUUUCUAAGAUUAAAAAUAAACGUCAAAGAUUAAACUAGUCUGUUUUAAAAUAGCUGCAAAAAAGUCAAGUGUUAAAUGUCAAUGUGACAGGUGUCAAUCGCGAAGUGUACGGACAAUAGUGAUGUAUUCCGGAUCUAGUACGGUCUGCCAUGAUAAAAGUAAGUUUUCUGAAUUUAUAUGAGUAGGUACGUUUUCCAUUUUGAAUCGUUAGUGUGGUUAUAAUACGAUUUAUUGUAUUACUUGUAAAAGUUUUAGAAAGUAAAGUGGAUGCUUAUGCAAAUGGUAACAACUUUUGCGCUAUUUAACUUAUAAAGCUGCUUGAAAUUGGCAAAUAUAUGAUUAAACUUCGGGAAUUUUUAAUCUGCUCAAAUAUUAGAAGUAGCGGUUCAAAAAUAUAUGCUUUAUACAGGAUAAUCAAUUGACUGACAAAAGUAAAAGUGUCAAAAGGACACAUUGUACUGAAAAAGAUUUUAACGGUAUUAUGUUUGACAUGAUGGCGCUAGUACUUAGCCAAGUUGAAUGAAGCUCUAU
Messenger RNA from Papilio xuthus (Asian swallowtail), 7500 nucleotides. RefSeq names its product Myosin heavy chain-like (gene Mhcl). Gene Ontology annotation, cellular component: cytoplasm; myosin II complex; myosin filament. The coding region runs from base 249 to 6731 and encodes 2160 amino acids. Gene Ontology annotation, biological process: actomyosin structure organization. The record is from RefSeq and is a predicted model, not a curated record. The transcript is spliced from 38 exons. Gene Ontology annotation, molecular function: ATP binding; actin filament binding; cytoskeletal motor activity. NCBI's taxonomy places the organism in Eukaryota, Metazoa, Arthropoda, Insecta, Lepidoptera, Papilionidae.